UUGUUUUUAUCUUUACUUCACCACAGCUCUGGUAUUCGACUCGUAACAUCCCUAAAACAAAAUGGAAGCACAGCAGCAGCAUCAGCACCCGUACUACCCGCAGUCGUCCCCGAUGCCGCACUACCAGCCGUCACAGCUCAAGAUGAGCGAGUCGCUCCUGACGGUCGGAGGCUCUGUCGUCGGCCUCAGUCUCUUCGCCGCGUUCCUUAUUGGCCGGGCCAAGACGCCGUUGACGUGCAAGGACAAGUUCGUCACCAUCUGGAUGAUGGUGUGCACUGGCAUCCACAUUGUGCUUGAGGGCUAUUUCGUGUACAACCACCGGGAGCUGGCGGGCAUGCAGACGCUGGGCGCCGACCUGUGGCGCGAGUACUCGCACUCGGACUCGCGGUACCUGACCAGCGACCCGUUCACAGUGAUCAUGGAGGGCAUCACAGCGGUCUGUGACGGGCCGUUUGCUGCCCUGACGGUCUACGGUAUCCUGACGGACUCGCCGGUGCGCUACGUGGCUCAGCUCAUCACCUCGCUGAUGCAGCUGUACGGUGACGUGCUGUACAUGCUGACGAAUGCCUUUGAGGGCUAUGCGUACACGAACCCGCACCCGUUCUACUUUUACGGGUACUUUGUUAUGAUGAACCUGCCGUGGAUCGUCAUCCCCCUGUACCUGAUCCGCGACGCGUGGCUCAACAUCUACCGCGGCAUGCUGAUUGCAAAGCGCGCCACCACUGUGGCUAAGAAGAACCAGUAAUAGGAAAAUCGAAUAAAUUUAAAAAUAAAAAGUUAG
This is a messenger RNA of Linderina pennispora, 781 nucleotides long. Its product is annotated as Emopamil-binding protein. NCBI's taxonomy places the organism in Eukaryota, Fungi, Kickxellomycota, Kickxellomycetes, Kickxellales, Kickxellaceae. Gene Ontology annotation, biological process: sterol biosynthetic process. Gene Ontology annotation, cellular component: membrane; endoplasmic reticulum. Gene Ontology annotation, molecular function: C-8 sterol isomerase activity; steroid Delta-isomerase activity; cholestenol delta-isomerase activity. The transcript has a single exon. The coding region runs from base 62 to 745 and encodes 227 amino acids. The record is from RefSeq and is a predicted model, not a curated record.